Messenger RNA from Besnoitia besnoiti, 1155 nucleotides. RefSeq names its product putative Rab geranylgeranyl transferase type II beta subunit. Lineage: Eukaryota; Apicomplexa; Conoidasida; Eucoccidiorida; Sarcocystidae. Gene Ontology annotation, biological process: protein geranylgeranylation. Gene Ontology annotation, cellular component: Rab-protein geranylgeranyltransferase complex. The coding region runs from base 1 to 1155 and encodes 384 amino acids. The record is from RefSeq and is a predicted model, not a curated record. The transcript has a single exon. Gene Ontology annotation, molecular function: Rab geranylgeranyltransferase activity.
AUGGAGGCUGUGCAGAAUCAAGAAGGGCCUGAGGCCAAAGCUGCCGCGGACGCGGCCAGUGCCACGCAUGGAGAGCGGCCUAGUAACCCGCGUGCCUCAACUCUUCAAACGAGUUUUGCCAGUCGCUAUGUCUUCCACCAGUCGUUGCAUGAGAGGUAUCUGCUCCAUCUGAACGAUGAUCCCUUUUCUCUAGAGUCUUUCAUGACGCAGCACUUAAAGAUGGGAGGUGCCUACUGGGCCCUAACUGCCUUAUGGCUUCUAGGUAAAGGAAGCGGCGCCGUAACGUCGGCUGACGCCGAGGAAGCGGAGACGAAGAUUCCGGCUUCCACCAGCGAAUCGAUAUUUCUAAAACGCGAGGAAGAUCUUUGCAAGUGGAUCAUGUCCUGUCAGCAUGCAUCUGGAGGUUUCGCGCAAGGUCCCGGGCAAGAUCCGCACAUCACCAGCACGCAUUAUGCGCUCUUGCUUCUUGUGGGCAUGAACAAACUCCACCUCGUUGACAAAGAUCGAGUGGCAUCGUGGGUCAGAAGACUCAGAACUUCAGCGGGCGGGUUCAUGGGAGACGAGUGUGGAGAGUGCGACACACGAUUCGCUUAUUGUGGAGUCGCGUCUCUGACUCUUCUGGAGAGACUCGACCGGACAGUAGCGAAGGAGACGAUGCUGUAUGUGUUGAAAUGCAAAAACUCGGAUGGAGGUUUCGGGUGGAUUCCUGGUGGAGAAUCGCAUGCAGCAUCUGUUUUUUGCUGUCUGGCCGCUCUGGCCCUGUGUGAAGGCCUCGGAUGUGUCGAUAAGGAGCAGCUCGCCGUGUGGCUCAUCGACAGACAAGUCGAGGGUGGCGGUUUCAAUGGACGGCCAGAAAAAGCCCCAGAUGUGUGUUACUCCUUCUGGAUUCUUGCCUCUCUAUGUAUCAUUGGUUACUUAGACUGGGUGGAUACUGAGGGACUAACCGAAUUCAUCCUCCAGGCGCAGGAUGACGAAGAAGGUGGCAUAGCAGAUAGACCAGGAGACGUCAGUGACGUGUUCCACACCUAUUUUGGGAUCGCAGCCCUGAGUCUCAUGCAGACAGUUCCGGGCAUUGGAAAAGUCCAUCCUGUCUUAUCUCUACCCUGUGACGUCGUACAGCGGGCUGGCCUGCCGCUGUGUGUGGUCUGGGAGUAG